Molecule: messenger RNA, 1695 nt
Organism: Maudiozyma saulgeensis
Lineage: Eukaryota; Fungi; Ascomycota; Saccharomycetes; Saccharomycetales; Saccharomycetaceae
Source: the annotation of a GenBank genome assembly
AUGUCAAACAGUGAUGAGAUCUUGAAAAAAUCUACCAAAGGUGCAACAUUCUUGAUGUUAGCACAAUUGUUCACAAAGAUCAUCACUUUUUUAUUGAAUAGUGUCCUAGUACGAUUCUUAUCCCCUAGAAUCUUUGGUAUAACUGCUUUUUUAGAGUUCAUACUAGGAACCGUAUUGUUCUUCAGUAGAGAAGCCAUUAGAUUAUCAACUCUUAGAAUUAAAGACAAUGAUUUAGAUGAGGAUAAUACAAACGAAAAGGAGGAUGAUCAUACAAGUAAUCAUAUUAAGAGACAAACUUUACAAACAAUGGUAAAUUUUUCUCAUAUACCAUUAUGGAUUGGAAUUCCAUUGUCGUUAGUAUUGACUACGUGGCAAUACACCAACAUUAAUGCAUAUUUUAUAACUUUGCCUUUCUUUCAAUGGUCUAUCUUAAUCAUUUGGGUUAGCAUGUUAGUUGAAUUAUUGAGUGAACCAUUCUAUAUCGUAAAUCAAUUCUUAUUGAAUUACAAUGUUAGAUCAAGAUUCGAGUCUAUUGCCGUAACAAUGGGCUGUUUAGUUAAUUUUUCAGUGAUUUAUUUAUUUCAAACUCAUAUGGUUACCAUUGGUAAUUUAGACAUUACAGAUAUGAAUAAAGAAGGUAUUGCCAUUCUAGCGUUUGCACUUGCAAAAUUGACCCAUGCUAUUACUUUACUACUAUGUUAUUAUUGGGAUUAUUUAAGAAAUUUUAAACCUAAAAAAUUAUUCCAUAUUAGAUUGACAAAAAUUACUAUUACGACAGAUUCAACGACUUAUAAGAAACAAUAUUACUUUCAAAAUGAUAUUUUAGAACAUUUCAAAAAAGUAUAUUUCCAAUUAUGUUUUAAGCAUUUAUUAACUGAAGGUGAUAAAUUGAUCAUCAACUCAAUGUGUACUGUAGAAGAACAAGGUAUUUAUUCAUUACUAUCAAAUUAUGGUUCUCUAGUUACACGCUUAUUAUUCGCUCCAAUUGAAGAAUCAUUAAGGUUAUUUUUAGCUAGAUUACUCACUACACAAAAUUCUAGAAAUUUAAAACUAUCUAUGGAUGUCUUAGUCAAUUUAACUAAAUUUUACUUAUAUUUGUCAUUAUUAAUUAUUAUAUUUGGACCUGUGAAUUCAUCAUUCUUGCUUCAAUUUUUAAUUGGUUCCAAAUGGUCCACUACCGCAGUCCUGGAUACAAUAAGAGUAUAUUGUUUCUAUUUACCUUUCUUAUCAAUGAAUGGUAUCUUCGAGGCAUUCUUCCAAAGUGUAGCUACAGGUGAUCAAAUAUUGAAACAUUCAUAUUUUAUGAUGGCAUUUUCAGGUAUUUUUUUAGUUAACUGUUGGGUCCUAAUUGAAAAAUUAGAUUUAUCAAUUAAUGGUUUAAUCAUUUCAAAUAUUAUCAAUAUGAUACUGAGAAUAAUUUAUUGUAUUCUUUUCAUUAAAAACUUCUACAGAAAACUAUACACUACAGAAUCAUCCUUCUUCUUAAAUUUCCAUAAUUUUAGAGUUGUCUCUGUUGCAGGAAUUAGUAUAAGUAUCAUCAAUUGGGUCACUAUUGGUUAUGUCAGAAACUUCAAACAAUUAUUCAUUAAUGCAACUUUUGCCUUAUUACUAUUGUUAUUGAUUCUGGUUAAGGAAAGGACAUACAUAAAAGGAAUAAUGGGCAAAAAUAAACUUACAGAGUCAAAAGAGAUUUAG